AUGUCUUCGUUAGCUAGCUUGAUCAGCAGUGUAAAAGCAAAUACAGUCAGCAACCCGCAUAUUGCAAAAAGCUUAAAGCGCAAAAAUACUCCUUCAAAAAAGAAAGCUUUGACUGAAAAGAAACAGGCAGCCCAUACAAACAAUGGCCCAAGUGUUGUCGUCUUUGAUGGUUCUGUGUUAGAAAAGAAGCCUGUUCUUGAAGACAAGGCUUUGAAAAAACAAUUUUUGAGUUCUCGUAUCACUACUGUCGAAACCAUUGUUGAACAAAAGAUGAAACCUACAGAGAAGGAACAAGAAGAAGAAGCUGAGAAUCAACGUCAUGAUUUAGAAUUAAAACAACUGUUGGCUACUUCCAACCUUUUAGAAGAACUUGAACGAGAAGAAAUGACAUCCAAAGAGCGAAGAAAGAACACCAUGAAGAAAUUAGAAACAUUGGGCGUUAAGGCUUCACCUGGAGAGAAAAUGCCAUUAUUACACAAACUGCGUCUUGAUGAGUCUAUAAAGCAAAAGAACAUGACGAAAUUACAAGAGGCUAAAGAUCUGGGUAUAUAUGACAAAUCACUUAAACACCUUUAUGUCAAGACAAAAACAAAGAAGAGAGAUCGUGAUCCCGGUAUUACAAAUGGUAUUGGUCGUAUGAAGGGUGCUACAUUGACCAUCAAAAAGUCUGAUAUCGAAAGAAUCAAUCGUCAAGGAAAUAAAAAGAGUCCUGGCAAAAAGAGAAAAUAA
Gilbertella persicaria is the source of this 729-nucleotide messenger RNA. RefSeq lists its product as uncharacterized. Bases 1 to 729 code for a protein of 242 amino acids. The record is from RefSeq and is a predicted model, not a curated record. The transcript is spliced from 5 exons. Lineage: Eukaryota; Fungi; Mucoromycota; Mucoromycetes; Mucorales; Choanephoraceae. Gene Ontology annotation, cellular component: nucleolus. Gene Ontology annotation, biological process: maturation of SSU-rRNA from tricistronic rRNA transcript (SSU-rRNA, 5.8S rRNA, LSU-rRNA).